This is a messenger RNA of Psilocybe cubensis, 732 nucleotides long. RefSeq lists its product as uncharacterized. The coding region runs from base 1 to 732 and encodes 243 amino acids. The transcript is spliced from 2 exons. Lineage: Eukaryota; Fungi; Basidiomycota; Agaricomycetes; Agaricales; Agrocybaceae. The record is from RefSeq and is a predicted model, not a curated record.
AUGCCUGGUCACCCAGCGUACAGGGAGAAGCUGGAAAGAUUGGCGAAGUCCAAGCAGGGGAAAUUCAGGAGCAAGGCAAUCAUAGGAAGCCACACGGACAAAGACGCGGACGCGGACGUCGACAAGGACAACAAAGGCGAUAACAAAGGGGCACCGUCUACCACCCCCACUGUCACCCCCCACCCGGAAGAUGCGCACGCGUUUCGUAAAGAAGGACACCAAAGACGAUGUCCCCCCCAUUCAGGAAGGCGCGGUCAAGAUCCCAGAAAGUGCACGGCAUGCAUCAAAUUCAAGGUGCCAUGCUAUGUCAAGGGGAAGACAGGCACUGAGCCUCUUGUCCCCGUGAAGCACCAAUCUUGCGAGUCUUGCAAGUCUCGCAAGAUCCACUGCAGCUUCUACCCGGGGCACAACACCUUUGUGGGUCAAUUUUUGACGACGCCACUGGGAAGCUAUGGGGAGGCGUUGAAGUUGGAGGAGGGAGAAGAUGUUCCGGCGAAGGGGAAGGCCGGGGAAGGGUUGUUCCCUGAGGAUGUGGAAGAACUGCUUGUGCAGCUCUUUGAGCGCCAAGGCAGAAUCAUGAAACGGCUGGACGGGUUAUCCGCGUCCAUGACGGUGAUUAAUGCAUGGAUUGCAACGUUUGCCGAGACAAACUUGGCGGUGGAGAAUAGGAUGAAGAGCAUUGAGGACGGCAUCCAAGAGGUGAAGGCCAAAUGGACCAUGGCCAAAGAAUAA